Trichomonas vaginalis G3 is the source of this 255-nucleotide messenger RNA. RefSeq lists its product as uncharacterized. The record is from RefSeq and is a predicted model, not a curated record. The transcript has a single exon. NCBI's taxonomy places the organism in Eukaryota, Parabasalia, Trichomonadida, Trichomonadidae. Bases 1 to 255 code for a protein of 84 amino acids.
AUGAUUGACUACAAACAAUCAUUCGAUGAUAUAUCAUUCAUUUCAUCAGUAUCUUCCUUGUCAAUGAAUGAUAGCAAUCAACAAGAUGAAGCUUUCACACAAGCGUUACAACAACUUAACAAAAUAAAAGACAUGAAUCCUAAAGAAAUUAAUAACAAUUGGGAAUUUUUCUAUCAUUUACUAGGCAUGUUCAAAGAUAAAAAAUUCUCUGUUGAUCCAUCAACAUAUAUUAAUACAAGUUUUCUCUCAGACUAG